Messenger RNA from Symphalangus syndactylus (siamang), 3431 nucleotides. RefSeq names its product EMAP like 2 (gene EML2). Gene Ontology annotation, molecular function: microtubule binding. Gene Ontology annotation, biological process: microtubule cytoskeleton organization. NCBI's taxonomy places the organism in Eukaryota, Metazoa, Chordata, Mammalia, Primates, Hylobatidae. Gene Ontology annotation, cellular component: mitotic spindle. The record is from RefSeq and is a predicted model, not a curated record.
GUUCCUGUUGAGUAUGGGUUCUUCCAUUGAACGGCUGUGUGUCCGUAUAACAAGUAAUGUCACCUUUCUGGGCUUCAGUACCCUUCCUCUUCCUCUCCUCCUAAAAUGGAUUAUGCUACUACAACUACUAGAGUUGCCAAAAGCAUUAGGUAUCAUAAAAAUACUUAAUCCUAUUCUGGAUUUAUCGAGCAUCAACAUGAGCCAGGAACGUGCUAAGUGUUUUGCGUGAGCAGUGCCUGGCACAUGUAAGCUCACAGUAACAGAUGCCAUUUUUCUGGUCGUAUUAUUAAUGGUAGGUAGGACCAGGCUGAGCACAGGAGGUGAUUGGGUCCCCCGCCCCCACCUACUGGCUGAGUGAUAUUUGGCGUGUCUCUGCACGCUCCUACUAGCCUCCUUCCUUAGUUUCCCGUCUGCAAAACGUGAUGCCAACAAGACCCCUAGAGGUUUCCCCCUGUUACGAGUUCUAAGUCCUGACGGCUCACUCCUUCUGACCUCAGGAGGCUCCCACCUCCCUCUGCAGGUCCAGGCACCGGACCUGGGAGGUGUGAGUGGGGGGCAGGGCGGGCAAGCCUCGGCAGGCGAUUGGACUACGAGGGGAAGGAGGGAGGAGCGGCGGCUGCACUGCGGAGCCCAGAGAGCCAGCUGCGCGGCCUGUGGACGCGGGAUGGCAGGGGCGAGCUCCACGCCCUGUCCCCGUCUAAGCUACCACCUUUACUUCCACCAGGCUGGGAACCAGGGCUUCCUUGGUUGUGGUCAGCAAUGAGUCUGGAUGACAAUUUGUCGGGCACAAGCGGUAUGGAAGUGGACGACCGCGUGUCGGCGCUGGAGCAGCGGCUGCAGUUACAGGAAGACGAGUUGGCGGUCCUAAAGGCGGCGCUGGCGGAUGCUCUGCGUCGCCUGCGGGCGUGCGAAGAACAGGGAGCGGCGCUGCGCGCGCGGGGCACCCCCAAGGGCCGGGCGCCUCCGCGCUUAGGCACCACUGCCUCGGUGUGUCAGCUCUUGAAAGGCCUUCCCACCAGGACGCCCCUUAAUGGCUCGGGACCCCCGCGGCGCGUGGGUGGCUAUGCCACGUCCCCAUCCUCUCCCAAGAAGGAGGCAACCUCCGGGCGCAGCAGUGUCCGCCGCUACUUGUCACCAGAGCGCCUCGCCUCGGUGCGCCGCGAGGACCCCCGCAGCCGGACCACAUCCUCCAGCAGCAACUGUAGCGCCAAAAAGGAAGGCAAAACCAAAGAAGUUAUCUUCAGUGUGGAGGAUGGCUCCGUGAAAAUGUUCCUGAGGGGCCGCCCUGUGCCCAUGAUGAUCCCAGACGAGCUGGCACCCACCUACAGCCUGGACACACGCUCAGAGCUGCCUUCUUGCCGGCUCAAGCUGGACUGGGUCUAUGGCUACCGUGGCCGAGACUGCCGGGCCAACCUUUAUUUGCUGCCCACCGGGGAAAUAGUGUACUUUGUGGCCUCUGUGGCCGUGCUAUACAGCGUGGAGGAGCAGAGGCAGCGACACUACCUGGGACACAACGAUGACAUCAAAUGCUUGGCCAUCCACCCAGAUAUGGUCACCAUCGCCACCGGACAGGUGGCGGGCACCACUAAGGAAGGGAAGCCGCUGCCACCCCACGUGCGCAUCUGGGACUCAGUUUCCCUCUCCACCUUACACGUGCUGGGCUUGGGGGUGUUUGACAGAGCCGUGUGCUGUGUGGGCUUCUCCAAAUCCAAUGGGGGCAACCUGCUGUGUGCAGUGGACGAAUCCAAUGAUCACAUGCUCUCAGUGUGGGACUGGGCCAAGGAGACCAAGGUGGUGGAUGUCAAGUGCUCCAAUGAGGCUGUAUUGGUGGCCACCUUCCACCCCACGGACCCCACUGUGCUUAUCACCUGCGGGAAAUCUCACAUCUACUUCUGGACCUUGGAAGGGGGCAGCUUGAGCAAGCGGCAAGGCCUCUUUGAGGUGGGAACCGUAUCACACAGGCGGUGCUGGGUGCCCAUGAUGGCGGCGUGUUUGGGCUCUGCGCCCUGCGGGACGGGACGCUGGUGUCCGGAGGGGGUCGUGAUCGGCGGGUGGUCCUCUGGGGUUCUGACUACAGCAAGCUGCAGGAAGUGGAGGUCCCCGAGGACUUUGGCCCCGUGCGCACGGUGGCAGAGGGCCACGGAGACACACUGUACGUGGGGACCACCCGCAAUUCCAUCCUGCAGGGCUCCGUGCACACAGGCUUCUCGCUGCUGGUCCAGGACCCCUUCCCAGGAUCCAGCAACCAAGAGUUUAACUCCGAGCACAGCAGAGGGGCCCCAGGCCCCUGCUCCAACUGUGCUGCCUCCUGCCACUCUGAUUGUGAGUGGCAUCCUUCAGGGCCAUGUGGAAGAGCUGUGGGGCCUGGCCACACACCCCAGUCGGGCCCAGUUUGUGACCUGCGGGCAGGAUAAGCUGGUGCAUCUGUGGAGCUCAGAGUCCCACCAGCCCCUGUGGAGCAGGAUCAUCGAGGACCCUGCCCGCUCAGCCGGCUUCCACCCCAGUGGCUCUGUCCUGGCUGUGGGUACAGUGACUGGCAGAUGGCUGCUGCUGGACACGGAGACCCAUGACCUGGUGGCUAUCCACACAGACGGCAAUGAACAGAUCUCAGUGGUCAGCUUCUCCCCAGACGGGGCGUACCUGGCCGUGGGCUCCCACGACAACUUGGUGUACGUGUACACGGUGGACCAGGGCGGCCGCAAGGUCAGCCGCCUGGGCAAGUGCUCGGGCCAUUCCAGUUUUAUCACCCACCUGGAUUGGGCCCAGGACAGCAGCUGCUUUGUCACCAACUCCGGGGACUAUGAGAUUCUGUACUGGGACCCGGCUACCUGUAAGCAGAUCACCAGUGCGGAUGCUGUGAGGAACAUGGAAUGGGCCACAGCUACUUGUGUCCUGGGGUUUGGGGUGUUUGGGAUCUGGUCUGAGGGGGCGGACGGCACUGAUAUCAAUGCUGUGGCCCGCUCCCAUGAUGGGAAGUUGCUGGCUUCAGCUGAUGACUUUGGCAAAGUUCACCUGUUUAGCUACCCCUGCUGUCAGCCUCGAGCCCUCAGCCACAAGUACGGUGGACACAGCAGCCACGUGACAAAUGUGGCCUUCUUGUGGGAUGACAGCAUGGCCCUGACCACGGGGGGCAAGGACACCAGUGUGCUACAGUGGCGGGUGGUCUGAUGCGGCCAGGGAAGAGUCAGGUGUCAGGGCAGGAAUUCUAUUUUCGGGAGAUGUCUAUUGCCGAGUAGAGUAAUAUAUACCCAGAGUAUGUCUAUAGCAGAGGGGGUUAUUGGGGUGGGAGGGUAGACUGACAGACAGAAGUCUCUAUUUAUCCGGGUGGGAAGAGGGAGUCACAUCGCUUUGGGGAUCCAUCGGUGUUUGGUUUGGGGUGUUUUUUAAGUUUUUUCUUUUAUAUCAUCCAGAAAUAAAGUCACGUACACUAA